Molecule: messenger RNA, 1320 nt
Organism: Triplophysa dalaica
Lineage: Eukaryota; Metazoa; Chordata; Actinopteri; Cypriniformes; Nemacheilidae
Product: CD209 antigen-like protein C
Exons: 5
Coding region: 290-1120 (276 amino acids)
Source: RefSeq, a predicted model, not a curated record
CCACUUCAGCAUACUGGUAAUGAAAAUAAUUUAUUUGCUUAACAAAUACAUUACUUGAACAAUUCAACAUUUCCUCGCAUAGAGAUUAUACAAAUAAUUUUUCAUAAUUUGUCUUAAUAUUUUCUUACAUGCAAACAGGAUAUCACACACCCAAGACCACAAUUGUACAGGAAAUUCCAAAACCCCCAAAGAAGAACACUUGAAAGCAGUGUAGGGCAUCUUAACGUAAAGCACACAUGAACAGCUUCUUAAGACAUUAACUCCAAGGGAUGUUCAAAAAAACGAUUUGAUGGUGAACACAGAAGAUUGUACGGAGAUGAAUAUCUAUGCCAACAGGGACGAAAUAAACAGUCACGAUGUCUGCAGAGCAACAAAAGAUACCAGGAAUAACCAAACUUUUCAACACACAGGAAGUGAGACUGUGAGGAACAGAAGUCACAGAUCAGUUCUAGUGUGUUUGGUGGUGUUGUGUGUUCUUCUACUGACUGCAGUCAUAGUGUUGUGUGUCCUGAUCUAUACAAACAAUCACCAGUUUCACAUCAACAACAAAAACAUCACAGAAGAGAGAGACCAACUACUAACCAAAUAUACCAACAUCACAGAAGAGAGAGACCAACUACUAACCAAAUAUACCAACAUCACAGAAGACAGAGACCAACUACUAACCAAAUAUACCAACAUCACAGAAGAUAGAGAUGAAUUAAGAGCCAAGUUCAAUAAUGUUACUAAACUAUACGAAGAGCUGAGGACACAUCUUUAUGAUGGAUGGAUUUACUAUAAAUUCAGUUUGUACUUCAUUUCAUCUGAGGAGAAGAACUGGAGUGAGAGCAGAAGAUACUGUACAGAGAGAGGAGCAGAUCUGAUCAUCAUUAACAACAAAGAGGAACAAGAUUUUAUUGAGAAGAAAACAAGUAAAGAAAGAUUCUGGAUUGGUUUGUCUGAUAGUGAUGAGGAGGGCAGAUGGAAAUGGGUUGAUGGCAGCGCAAUGACCUCUGGCUUCUGGAGUUCUGGAGAACCCAACGGACGAACAAAGGAGAACUGUGUUGAGUCUCUGGCAUUAGUGUGGAAUGAUCUUUAUUGUCAUGUGACUCGAAAAUGGAUCUGUGAGAGAAUUUUUUAAAAUUAGUUACCAAAUGAGAUACAUGUUUAUUCAGGCAGAUAUGACAACAAGAGCUUUAACAAGUAGUUUACAUACAACACCAGGACCUUUAAGUCAUUUGAGCAAGUUUAUUUGUGUGUAUUUGGUCAAACUUCUUAGAGGUCUACACAAAGAGUGUACCUCAACUUUGUGAAGUUGUGACGACAACUUGUAGAGAUGUA